This is a messenger RNA of Rhinichthys klamathensis goyatoka, 1701 nucleotides long. It is a transcript of the gene zdhhc11, whose product is annotated as zinc finger DHHC-type containing 11. Gene Ontology annotation, molecular function: protein-cysteine S-palmitoyltransferase activity. Lineage: Eukaryota; Metazoa; Chordata; Actinopteri; Cypriniformes; Leuciscidae. The record is from RefSeq and is a predicted model, not a curated record. Gene Ontology annotation, cellular component: Golgi apparatus; endoplasmic reticulum. Gene Ontology annotation, biological process: protein targeting to membrane; peptidyl-L-cysteine S-palmitoylation. The transcript is spliced from 11 exons. Bases 149 to 1483 code for a protein of 444 amino acids.
CAGACCGGAUAGUAGUACCUUUGAAAAGGACUCUUCUGCUGUACAGUGGACUGUGAAGAAGAUCAUUAAGAAAUCAAUGGAUCAGCAAACUGUAUCCAAGAGAUCCAAAUGAUCAACAUCAGCCGAGAAAACUGCUGGAAGCUGUUCAAUGACGAAUCUGAACUGCUUUGGGCGUCACCGUAGACGGACGGCACCCCAAAAUGGAGGAAGCAGAAUUGAAUUGGUGGGACUGCCGAUGCACUCCAGGGUCAACGGAUGGUCGCCGCCUCUGCACAGUUUCCAGCUGAUAGCCUGGCUGAUGUACAGCUUCAUGGCCAUCGUGGGUUUCGGGAUUUACGUUCCUCUUCUACCAGCACCAUGGAGCUUUGCAGCAUACGGCAUGAUUGGCACUGCGUUUGUUCUGCAUUUGGUCACUCACGUGGCGGCCGUAACAAUUGACCCUGCGGAUCUGAGCGUUCGUAGGAGGAAGGAUUAUUCCAGCCCCAUGCCAGUGUUUGACAACAGCAAACAUCAACAUGUGAUUGACAAUCUGCACUGCACCCUCUGUGAGGUGGAUGUGGGACCUAAAGCCAAACACUGCAGUACUUGCAACAAAUGCAUCGCAGACUUUGACCAUCACUGCAAAUGGCUGAACAAUUGUGUCGGUGGAAGGAACUACUGGUUCUUUUUCAUAACCAUCUCCUCUGCUGUUACUGGAAUGAUCCUCCUCAUUCUUGUCGUCUUGUUUGUUUUCAUUGAGCACUAUGUGAAUCCUGCUGUCCUACGCACUGCGCCGCAGUUUCAGACAGUGAAAGGGAAUGGAACGUGGCUGGUUUUCCUUCCGGCGGCACCUUUAGAGGCCAGCUCUAUUAGUCUGCUGGCGUUGGCGUUCGUUACCAUCCUGCUGGCUCUGGCUGCUCUCUUAUUGCUCUGCCACUUACUCUGCUUCCAUAUUUACUUGUUGUUUCAGGGAAUCAGCACAUAUGAGUACAUCAUUAGGAAGCGUCAGUCACCGUCACCGAACCCCAAAGAGAAAGAGCAGGUUCCUCCGGCGCUGCCAUCUAACGGAACCACCGCACUGGGUCUUGGGCUGCUGGAAUCACCUGUGAACUGUGAAGCUCCGCUGUCCAGCAAGUCUUGUACCUUCAAACUGGAAGAUAGAGGACAAACAUCUAGUCGACUGCCAGAACCCAUCUGUGCUGAGAUGGAGGAAGCCAGUGGAGAGAGACACCCGGGCUACAGCUCUGACGCACCAACACAAAUGAUUCCAGGUGAGCCUCUGAUGUCACUUCCUGUGGGCUGGAACCUCAGCGGAAUAGAGAAGCCUCAAGCUCCAGGGCGGAGCAACGAGAACGAGAAGUCUGUGGAGGGACGGCCCAUCGUACAAGACCCGCUGGGAAGCUCCAUCAUGGAUGCAGCGGCGGUGCAUCAGCAGCUGAUGAUUGACACGCAUCCUCAGUGUUUAGGCUUCAGAGAGCAGGCGCCAGAAGAUCAAACACACUGAUCGUCUCAUGCAUAUUGCACACACACAUCUGGCCUGUUCUGAUCUGACCGACUGACUUUAUGCAACUUCAGUAAAGACACACACAAGUCUAAAAAAAUAAAGUCGUGUUGAUAUUACGAGCGCUAAUGAGAAAGAUCAAGUCUCUGGAUUUACCAAUAUUAUAUAUUAAUGCAUAUUUGAAAGAUAUUCUAUUUUGUUUGAGCCACGUAGUAGCAAGA